AGCUGUGACGUCGUGUCUUGUCAUAUGAUUGUGGUUCAUGUUAGGAUCACGCCGCCGCUUUCAUCCACGCUCAGUCGGGAAUACAGGAAGAAACAGAUUGAGAGUAAUAUCAACACUCAAAGGAAAUCGCCGCAUCAUGCUAGCGCUCAUCAACAAACUGCUAGAAUGGUUCAAGUCCUUGUUUUGGAAAGAAGAAAUGGAGCUGACUUUGGUCGGGCUACAAUAUUCUGGGAAGACGACCUUUGUAAAUGUCAUAGCGUCUGGGCAGUUUACUGAAGACAUGAUUCCAACUGUGGGCUUUAAUAUGAGAAAAAUUACAAAAGGGAAUGUUACAAUAAAAAUAUGGGACAUUGGAGGACAGCCACGAUUUCGUAGUAUGUGGGAAAGAUACUGCAGAGGGGUAAAUGCAAUAGUAUAUAUGGUUGAUGCAGCAGACUUAGAAAAAGUUGAAGCUUCAAAAAAUGAAUUGCAUAACUUGUUAGAUAAACCUCAAUUACAUGGAAUACCAGUUUUAGUCUUAGGCAACAAAAGGGACAUUAAUGGUGCUUUGGAUGAAAAAGAACUUAUAGAAAAACUGAACUUGGUAGCAAUUCAAGAUAGAGAAAUCUGCUGCUAUUCAAUAUCUUGUAAAGAGAAAGACAACAUAGAUAUUACACUACAGUGGCUUAUUCAGCACUCAAAAUCAAGACGUUGCUGAAGCAUGUUUGUUGAUGAAGUCAGCCUGUUGAGCCUUUCUUAGACACCGAAGACUUGGAACUUUCUGAGAAAAAUUGUUAUUCAUGUCCCUGGAAUUAUAUAUUAAAAAGCUUUAAGGAAUGAUUACUUGAUGGCAGUUACUUAAGUAAUUUAAUGACUGCCAAGAAAAAAAUUAAGAUAACUUAAAGAGACAUGCUGCCUUUCAAAAAGGAACAAAGGUAUUUAAGUACAGUCUGGGGUCAGUUUUUGCAUGUGCUUUGUCAUAUGUGUUCUAGUGCUGUGCUUUAUUGUUUUAAUUAUUUUUUAAAACAAUUACAAAAUGCACA
This is a messenger RNA of Erpetoichthys calabaricus (reedfish), 1022 nucleotides long. Its product is annotated as ADP-ribosylation factor-like protein 8B-A. Gene Ontology annotation, biological process: protein transport; anterograde axonal transport. Bases 38 to 697 code for a protein of 219 amino acids. The record is from RefSeq and is a predicted model, not a curated record. NCBI's taxonomy places the organism in Eukaryota, Metazoa, Chordata, Cladistia, Polypteriformes, Polypteridae. The transcript has 7 exons. Gene Ontology annotation, molecular function: GTP binding; GTPase activity. Gene Ontology annotation, cellular component: lysosomal membrane.